Molecule: messenger RNA, 858 nt
Organism: Williopsis jadinii
Lineage: Eukaryota; Fungi; Ascomycota; Saccharomycetes; Phaffomycetales; Wickerhamomycetaceae
Exons: 1
Coding region: 98-547 (149 amino acids)
Source: RefSeq, a predicted model, not a curated record
AGACGAAAUUUCCAGCUCAUCGCCAUACAUAGAAAAAAAAAUUUAAAGCCAAAAAAAAGAACACUUCUAUAAAAGUAGCAAGACUUCAAUCACAUUAAUGCUUAGGAAAGUGAUACAGAUGGAGGCCAAUCAGGUAUCGAAAGAAGCUGCUGUUCGAGUUGGUAACGAUAAAACCUCGUUCAAUAACGGUGAAGUUCUGGUGUCGAAAGGCUCAGGGAAGCUAAAGGUCAGAAAAGGCCAGACGGAGGAUGAGUUCGAAGUACAGAGAAGACAAUUUGCCAAAGAAGGUCCUGUGAUAAACACGUUGGACUGGCUGGAAAAGAUCGAAUACGACAAGAUAGACCCUGAGGUGAAGAGCGAUAGGCUGAAGCUGGAAAACUUGUCGCAGAACUUGUACUACAAGAGACAGUACGCCAGAUGCCUCGAAGUUGUAGAGUGUGGAUUGACGCUGUUUAAGGACCUUCCGAGGAAGCGCAUCCAGACAGAAUGGUCGGAGUUGGAGUACCUGAGGGAACAGUGUACGAAGAAACUUGAGGCCAUGAAUUGAACGAAUUGAUGUCUAUGCUAUCUCACUGUAGGUCAAAUGGCUUAUACACCCUGAGCUCGACACAACUCACGCUUCUCUUCCUGAGAACGCUCUCAUCAUCGCUAUCGUCCUGAUCUAGAAACUCGUCUAAAACCUCAACACUCUUGGUGAAAACUUCAACUCUGCAACCUUGGGCUUGGAAAUGAACUCCUAUAUUCAUGGUCUUCUCGAUCGUGGCCCCCAUCCCAAGCACAGUGAUAUAGGACUUCUUUGGCUGCCGGCCUUUCAACGCCUUCAUCAUUGUGUCUACCCGUUUGAUAGCACUUAUGUAC